AUGGUAGACCCACUUGUAGAAUACAAAAAUUCCGUGGAGAAACGGUUAAAUGAUGCCGAGUUGUUGAUCAACAGAUUAAUCCAUGAGAAUUCUGUCAAAGAUCAAUUACUUGAGCAACGAGAUGAAGAGAUUUCACAGCUUAAAGCCACUAUUGAAAAACUUGAUGAAAAGUCGUCAUCACAAUUGAAAAAAUAUGAUUUAAGUCUGGAGAAUUUAGACAUUAUUAAGGAUUUAUUUGAAUAUCUCUGUGGUGUUAGAGUUCAUAAGACUUAUGAAGAUGAUACAGGGCUUUGGUUCGAUACUUCUCAAGGUGUCAAAGAUUCCAACGUAAUGGAUUAUAAACUAGGAUUUGUGAAAAACAGUGCUUCACCAAAGGAUAAUAGUACAAAUGUACAAGUUGUAUACGUGCCUUUAUUGAAAUAUAGAUCUCCAAAAGAGUUAUUGCUUUUACAAAAAAUUUUACCUGAAUACAUGUUUGAAACAUUACAAUUCCCUUUAAGUUCGCUACACCAAUUCUAUAUGAAACUAUCCAAAUGUUUGGAUAAAAAAUAA
Molecule: messenger RNA, 552 nt
Organism: Henningerozyma blattae CBS 6284
Lineage: Eukaryota; Fungi; Ascomycota; Saccharomycetes; Saccharomycetales; Saccharomycetaceae
Gene: CSM1
Product: Csm1p
Exons: 1
Coding region: 1-552 (183 amino acids)
Biological process (GO): meiotic sister chromatid segregation; homologous chromosome segregation; attachment of mitotic spindle microtubules to kinetochore
Cellular component (GO): monopolin complex; nucleolus; chromosome, centromeric core domain
Molecular function (GO): microtubule site clamp; protein binding
Source: RefSeq, a predicted model, not a curated record